Messenger RNA from Verticillium alfalfae VaMs.102, 2383 nucleotides. RefSeq names its product NADPH oxidase. The record is from RefSeq and is a predicted model, not a curated record. Gene Ontology annotation, biological process: defense response; superoxide anion generation. Lineage: Eukaryota; Fungi; Ascomycota; Sordariomycetes; Glomerellales; Plectosphaerellaceae. The coding region runs from base 611 to 2086 and encodes 491 amino acids. The transcript is spliced from 5 exons. Gene Ontology annotation, cellular component: plasma membrane; NADPH oxidase complex. Gene Ontology annotation, molecular function: superoxide-generating NAD(P)H oxidase activity.
AACAUGAAGGACCCAUAAUCUCCCUCCUUCUUCAUCCUGCCCCCUCCCGCUGGAUCUUCGCGACCGCUUCUGUUGCUCGCUUUUACGUUUUCUUUCUCUUGCUCUCCGUUUUAGGCAAUCGACGAGAGAUUCUCCCUCCCGCGGGACUCUUUAAUACCCACGAGCCUCGGUCGUAAAUCCCCUUGUUUUGUCAGCCGCCUGGUGCAGGCAUUGUGCAAAGCCCCCUCCGAUCUCUCGUCGUUCGCGGCGGCAAUUAAGGCGCAAGCACGGGCUACGUCCAAUUCGAUUCAAUCACCUUCAUUGUAUAUCUCUUUUACGACUAUUCAGCCGGCUCUGAAUCGACUAUUACAUCACCCACCUGGAUAUAUGGCGCCGCCUGCACUCUCGCUUGUCUAAACACCAAUUGACCAACGACACCGACCGGCUCGCAAACGGGCACAUACGGCCAGAACCUCACAAUAAUAGAAGCAAGAGACAGGGGAACGAGAGCUAACGGGGGGAACUGCACACAACGGGACAUCCGGUCUGAGCGAUAUUGUCCUUGAAGUGCGGUCAUACCAGCUAUAUCCCGACUCGGCAGCACGCAGACGAUUAUAGCACCACCAGCGCGAUGGACUACUACUCGAUGGGCUCAGAGAAGCCCUCUGAGCGCUCAAGAUGGACGCCACUGACACGCAUGCUUCUCUCGGGUGAGAUGACGCAAGAAAAGCAGAAGCAGCUGACAUCGAGGGAGAAAUUCGAUCGCUGGAUGAUCAACGAGGGUUACCGAAGAUUUUUUGUCUUCGUCUUCAUGAUCCUCCACGGACUCGUCUUUGCGCUUGCCUGCGUCAACUUUGCCCUCAAGGACAAUCUGCAGGUCGCACGAGACAUAUUCGGCCCAACUUUUGUCAUCGCCCGUGCCGCGGCUCUCGUCCUGCACGUCGAUGUUGCCCUCGUACUCUUUCCUGUCUGUCGCACAUUCAUCUCGCUCGCUCGCCAAACGCCUCUCAACGGCAUCAUCCAGUUCGAUAAGAACAUCACCUUCCACAAGACGAUUGCCUGGUCCAUUGUCUUUUUCUCAUGGGUUCAUACGAUUGCCCACUGGGUCAACUUUGGCAUGAUCGCCGCCAAGAACAACCUUGGUGUCUACGGCUGGCUGCUGGCCAACUUCGUAUCAGGUCCCGGUUGGACUGGUUACGUUAUGCUCAUCGCCCUCAUGGGCAUGGUUAUUACGUCAAUGGAGAAGCCCCGACGCGCCAACUACGAGAGAUUCUGGUACACCCAUCACAUGUUCAUCGUUUUCUUCUUUUUCUGGUCCAUUCACGGCGCAUUCUGCAUGAUCCAGCCUGAUUUUGCGCCCUUCUGCAUCAAUAUCGGCCCGAGCGCGAUCGGCGUCUUCUGGCAGUACUGGAUGUACGGCGGUUUCUGCUACCUCGCUGAGCGCAUCGCCCGUGACGUCUUGGGCUGCGAGUUCGACAAGAAGAAGGACGGUAGCAAGGUCGUCGGUGUCAAUGGCGAUGGAAGCGAUGUCGAUCCUGCUCUGCGCCGCGUGCUGCCUCGCGUUUACAUUGACGGACCCUUUGGAUCGGCUUCGGAGGAUGUCUUCAAGUACGAGAUCUCUGUUCUCUGCGGCGCGGGAAUUGGCGUCACGCCGUUUGCAUCCAUUCUCAAGUCCAUCUGGUAUCGCAUGAACUACCCUCAGAAGAAGACGCGCCUCAGCAAAGUUUACUUCUUCUGGAUCUGCAGAGAUUUCGGCUCCUUUGAGUGGUUCCGCUCGCUGUUGCUCGCCAUUGAAGCGCAGGACGUUGACAAUCGCAUCGAGAUCCAUACCUACCUGACCGCCAAGAUCAAGGCAGACGACGCAACAAACAUCAUGAUCAAUGAUGCCAACGCUGACAAAGACACCAUCACCGGUCUGAGGUCGCCGACGAACUUUGGACGGCCCAACUGGGACAUGAUCUUCCGUGGAAUCAGAAAGCUGCACUCACCUGCUGAGGCUGGGGUGUUUUUCUGUGGUCCUAAGGGCCUUGGCAGUACACUGCAUAUCUUUUGUAACAAGUACAGCGAACCAGGCUUUUCGUUCAAAUGGGGCAAAGAGAACUUCUAAAGGGGGCAAGGUGUGGAGCAAUUUUAUUUCUCUAUUCUUAUGGUUUUCUUCAGAUUGCAUGUCUGAUUGUUUGCUGAUCAGUACAUGAUCUGAGACUUGUUAGCCAUGGGAAUGAGCCUCUCGCUGUGGCUCUUGUUUGUUAGACGCGGGCGAACCCUACCUGGCCCGGACGGGCACGCGAGGGUUGAAAGAGGAUUCUCUCAAAGAGAACUCGAUACAUUGUCGGUUGAUGUUAAUAGGAUUUAUCACGGCCAUAUGGCGCAUCAUGAUUAGGAUAUACACAUAUACAUUACUUCU